Kogia breviceps (pygmy sperm whale) is the source of this 857-nucleotide messenger RNA. The record is from RefSeq and is a predicted model, not a curated record. NCBI's taxonomy places the organism in Eukaryota, Metazoa, Chordata, Mammalia, Artiodactyla, Physeteridae.
CCUGCUGUGGCUCGUGCCCUGCCCCAUCUGCCCCUGAGCCUGAGGAAGGCUCCUAUCGUGUGUUCAAAAUGGGCAUAGCGCCCAGGGCCCCAGCGGAUGCAGAGGAGCCUAGAUGGCAGUGUGUCAGGAGGUGCUCCUUAGGGCUCCCACUCCGGGCGACCCCCAGCCCCCGCCUCCCCAGUCGGGCCACAGCCAACAGAGCGUGGGAGCUGUCUCGGGCAGAAGCCUCUGGACAAGCAUUCUCCAGUGGAGAAGACUUCUGGGGUCCCUUCUGGCUCUGGGGUUCUGGAAUUGGGGACAUCGUGACUCAGCAAUUGAGGAUGAGUCAGGAGCUAUGUGUUUCCCAGCUCACUGCCCAGAAAAGGCAGGAAGCCGUGACAGCUGACGGCGGUAGCACACGUGCCCACGUGUGGGUCUGGACAGAGCCCCACCGAUGGGAACCCCCGGGGAUCUUUGGUGAAGUGGCCAAGUCCAGGGGGGACCUGGAGGGACCCUACGGCGGCCCAGCCCGAUCCAGGAGUGUGGCAGAGCCGGGCGUGCCCUUCGUCCAUUCAUUCGUUCUCUCACCCCUUCGUUCAUUCAUCUGGAGACGUCCGGGGAGCGCUGGGCUCUGGCUGGUGCCGGGUCCAGGGGUGGCUGGACAGGCUCUGUCCUCAGGGACUCACAGGGAGCUGAGAGACAUAAACAGGGAAGAAAAACGAAGGGACAAAGAGACAGCGGGUUCAGGGAAACCUGCCAGGGCAGGGGAGGCGGUGCGUCCGAUUUUCCAGGCCAGGACACAGAGGCCUCCUCCUGGGAUGCCGGACCUUCCUGGGGCCCUUGGCUGCCUUCAGGGCUCCUUGACCCACGCCAUGUGA